AUGUCAAAAGAGACAAAGGGAGAUCCCAGAUGGCGCAUGCACCACGAUGUCCAACAUUACCAGCCGGUCCCUGCGCGAUCUGCUUGGGCAAUGAAGCCGCACCAGGGUCUCAGCGACCACCGAGUCGCCUUGACGCAAGAUGCGAUUCGUCAGAGCAAGAGCAAGCGUCGGGUGGACCGAUGUGGUCUUGAGAUGAGGUUGGUGACCCGAGGCUCGAGAGGCUGUGCGGCGGUGUUGUGGGUUGGGGAUAUGAGGCUUGUAGUGAGGCUCGCGAUGUGA
Molecule: messenger RNA, 279 nt
Organism: Colletotrichum orchidophilum
Lineage: Eukaryota; Fungi; Ascomycota; Sordariomycetes; Glomerellales; Glomerellaceae
Exons: 2
Coding region: 1-279 (92 amino acids)
Source: RefSeq, a predicted model, not a curated record